Molecule: messenger RNA, 1195 nt
Organism: Xenopus tropicalis (tropical clawed frog)
Lineage: Eukaryota; Metazoa; Chordata; Amphibia; Anura; Pipidae
Gene: dut
Product: deoxyuridine triphosphatase
Exons: 7
Coding region: 277-870 (197 amino acids)
Source: RefSeq, a predicted model, not a curated record
AAUGCACAAGCUACUGCAAAGAGCAGAGCUAAAGUGCCACCUAGGUACUGCUUGCGUGUAUAAAGUAAACGUAUAAGCUCACUGGGGGUGCCGAACAAAUUCACUGACUUUUCGUACUCGCUUUUGUGGUAACCAUGCCUAAACGUUUGCUGCAAGUGAUGCGAAUAAAAAAGUGACGCCACCACUAUAAUGCCCUCGGCAGUCACGGGAUACUGGGAAUUUUAGUCAAACACGGGACGAUAGGCCGUCACUUUGCCAGUAGGGUAUCGGAAACCUAUGGCCGCUCUCAGCAGCAUCUGGUACGUCAGAAGCAGCAGGCCUCUCCGCUGGCUCAGCAGGAAGAUGUGGCGCCCAGGCCUGCCAGCUACACAAGUCAUGCCGGUAACUACAGUGUCAACGUCACCAGCCAAGCGAUCAAAAGAUGAGGUGACCUACCCUGCGGGCCCUGUGCUGAAGUUUGCAAAGUUGAGUGAUCAAGCCUACACGCCCACUAGAGGGUCGACACGGGCAGCGGGAUAUGAUCUAUACAGUGCAUAUGAUUAUGUUAUUCCUGCUCUUGAUAAAAUGGUGGUAAAAACAGACAUCCAGAUUAGCGUACCUACAGGGUGCUAUGGGAGAGUUGCUCCACGUUCUGGCUUAGCUGCCAAGUAUUUCAUUGAUGUUGGAGCCGGGGUCAUUGAUGAGGACUACAGAGGGAAUGUUGGUGUUGUGUUAUUUAAUUUUGGGAAGGAAGCUUUUGAAGUGAAAAAAGGUGAUAGAGUGGCACAGUUGAUAUGUGAGAGAAUACUAUACCCUGAACUUGAAGAAGUCCAAGCUUUAGAUGAUACAGAACGUGGUGCUGGUGGCUUUGGCUCUACUGGUCAGAAUUAAAUUAAUUCAUUAACUUGCAUUUAUUGUGGGUUUUUUUGUUUGUAUAAUGCACUGUUUAGUUGUUGUCCUUUAAGGUGCUAUUUAAUAAAACCAUGCUGUAGUUUUGUCUGCUUUCUCUAUGCAGUCACUGUUUAUUAAUACAGGCUUAAGUCUACAAAUGUAUAUGAAAUGAAUUUCUAAAUCAUUAGUCCUUUUUAUGACUCUCUUUUUAUUGUAAGAUACCCACUUCCUGUCUGGGUGGUUGAAAAGAUAUUAAAAAUGCAUUGUAAACGUACAUAUUCAUCUACACAACAAAAGAAACAAUAAAACAUUUGGAAAAAAAACU